AUGUUCAGUGCUGAAAGUCAUUUUUCUUUUCUUUUAGUUUCAACUGAUUUGAAAGCACAAGUGUGGUUAUUAUUAGCUCGUUAUAGUGAACAGAAUUCUCCUCAUGAAGCCGUUUUUGAAAUGUAUAAACAAGCUCAAGAAGCAGCUCCACAUUGGGAAGAAACACAUUUUCAUUUAGCACAAUUUUAUGAUACAUUACUUUCAUCAUGUAUUGAAUCCGAUCCAACAUCAUCGAAUUCUACUGCAACAACAACAACAAAUAAUUUUCUAUCAUCUAGUGGACUUUCAUUAGAAAAUAAAUUACGUAUGAUGGAAUAUAUUCGUUUAGCUGUUAAUACAUAUUGUCGUUCAUUAAAAUAUGGUUGUGAAUUUAUCUAUCAAUCAUUAACACGUUUAUUAACAAUAUGGCUUGAUUUUGCAUCUGAUCUUGUCCCAUUUAUUAAACCAGUACCAACAACAACAUCACGUAAACAACAACCAUUAACAGUUGCAGCAACUAAUUUACCUGAUGCAGCACAAAUUAAACAAUAUGGACAAGCAAAAUUAACUGAAAUAACACGAGAAGUAUCGUCAUGGACAACACGUGUACCACCUUAUUUAUUUCUUGCUGCUUUUCCUUAUAUGGUCUCACGUAUAUGUCAUAGUGAAGAUAUGACAUCAAAAGCUUUAAAUUCCAUUAUAACCCAAGUAUUUGCUGCUUUUCCUCAACAAACAUUAUGGAUGAUGAUUAAUUUAUAUGGUUCAUCGAAUAGUAUGCGACGUGAUCGUUGUAUUGCUAUUUGGAAUGAAGCUUCGAAUAUUGAACCUGGUUUACAUGAUUUUGUUGUUGAAGCAACAGUACUUAUCAAACAACUGGAUACAUUAUGUAUGCAUGCUGUUACAUAUGGACAAAAUAAAAUAAGUUUAUCAACACAAUUUAAAUCAUUUAAACGUUCAUAUGCUAAUCAAUCAGCAUGUCCAAUUCUUAUACCAAUUCAAUCACAAAUGCAAGUUUGUUUACCACCACCACCAGUAAGAUUUUCUCUAUCGACAACAUUAGCACAUGUUCAACAACAACAACAAAUAAACAAUGUUGAUCUUCCAUCAGAAACAGCAGUAAAAUUAACAGCUAUGGUAAAUAAACAAGGUUCAUUAGGACGAGCAACAGCAAGAAAAACUGCACAAGUAGGAUCAACAACAACUGGAACAAAUAGAAUGCCACAAAAAACGUAUUAUGAUGCACGACAUCAACCAUUUUCUGAUGCUGUUGUGACGAUUCAGAGUUUCGAAGAUACUAUUGAAGUAUUAUCAUCAUUACAACGACCAAAAAAAAUUGUUAUACAUGGUAGUGAUGGACAAUUAUAUCCAUUUUUAUGUAAAUCUCAAGAUGAUCUUCGUGUUGAUUCACGUUGUUUAGAUUUUUGUCAUUUAUUUAAUAAAUGUUUAAAGAAAAAUAGUGAGACACGUCGUCGUCAAUUAAAUAUUCGUACAUAUGCUGUUUAUCCAAUAAAUGAACGUUGUGGAUUAAUUGAAUGGUUACCUAAUUUAUGCACAUUUCGUUCAUUAGUAACAAAAUUUUAUCGACAACGUAGUUCAAAUUUUUCUGAAGUAUCCAAUCGAGAAAUAAAAGUUUAUGGCAAUAGUAAAGAUAAAACAAAAGAAACUCGUUAUAAUGAUUUCCUUAAAUUAUUGGCUUUUCAUCAACCAGCUGUAUUUCAUCAAUAUUUUUUUGCUGCCUAUCCUGAUCCAAAUCGUUGGUAUAUAAGUCGAAUGAAUUUUGUUCGCUCAACAGCUGUUAUGUCAAUGAUUGGUUAUAUAAUGGGUUUAGGUGAUCGACAUUGUGAAAAUAUUCUUAUUGAUACAUGUACAGGUGAAACAGUUCAUGUUGAUUUUAAUUGUUUAUUUAAUAAAGGCUUAACAUUUGAAAUUCCCGAAAAAGUUCCAUUUCGUUUAACACAUAAUAUUGUUGAUGGUAUGGGAACAUUAGGUGUUGAAGGUGUAUUUCGUAAAACAUGUGAAAUUAUUUUACAUUUAAUACGUAAUGAACGUGAAUUACUUGUAUCAGUGUUGAAAACAUUUAUUUAUGAUCCAUUAGUGGAAUGGAAAUCAGCAACAAGAGAAGAAGUUGCUAAUAUGAAAAAACAACAAAUUGAAGGUGGAGAAGUUGUUAAUAUGAAGGCUCAAACACAUGUGAGAAAUAUAUUAGAACGUGUACGAGGUUAUUGUACAGAUGAAUUAACAGGUAAACGUGUUGUAUUACCAUUAUCGGUUGAAGGACAAGUUGAUCAUUUAAUUCAACAAGCAACAAGUAAUGAAUUAUUAUGUCAGAUGUUCAUCGGUUGGGCGGCUUAUUUAUGA
This is a messenger RNA of Rotaria sp. Silwood1, 2337 nucleotides long. The record is from the annotation of a GenBank genome assembly. NCBI's taxonomy places the organism in Eukaryota, Metazoa, Rotifera, Eurotatoria, Philodinida, Philodinidae.